AUGCUCUCGUGGCUUGGGCUUACCUUGCUGGGCUUCACUGCCGUCAGCUCUUUCACAGUUCAUCAACACUCUGACAGCAGUGAAUGUGUGAACCUUCAAUGCCCAGAAACAGCUUUUGAUUAUGGAGUUAAGAAUCUUGUUAAUGAUGAAACUAUGAAAUCUGACCAAUGCACUUCUUGCUCACAGUGUACUGAAAAUGGAUACAGCUUAUGUCUAAGACAGAAAGAUUCACGUGCUCAUCGUACAGCAACAGAAACUACAGGCUUCUGCAGUUGUGCUCAUUCAGUUCCAGCUAAUUGUCACAAUCAACUUCAUAUAUCUACUCACCCAGCCAACAUUACCAUGAAGCUUUACAGCUUGUGUUAUCAGAGCGCCAUCCAAGCUCCACCAAAGCCAUUGGCUGUUAAUGACAAAGACAGUGUCAUCGUCACAGUCGAAGCAUUCUGGCAUGAACCAUACUGGAGAGAAAUGCAAUUGGACAACCUCACACUAACUUCUGAAUUCGUUGUUAAGACACCAGAAGAUUGUGAGGAAGGAGAAGUUAUCACAUUGGAAUCGGAUCACCAUGAACAUUUAUGCAAAAGAUCCGUUAACAUCCAAAUGACAUCGCAACCCGAAGGACAUGCUAAGGACGAUGACUACGAGCACAGCGAGAAUUAUGAUCAGUAUGAUGAUGAUUUACCACCAGAGGUCCAAUUUGAUCGCGACGUAUUUGCUGGAGCGAAGCUUCUGCAGGCAUAUUAUACGGUUGCUGUAAGACGUCCACGCCAACUUGACACGAAGAGCAGCGAUCCAUUCCGCGACGUCACAACGACAUUGGAGUCAGAGCAUUUGAAAUUUGAUUUGAAACCUGAGAUUUAUGGGGAAGGAACUUCAGAACUUCCAGAAAGCAAGAAAGAAGUUGAGACAGCCGAUGAUGACGAAGAUGUCAGCUCAGAGAGCCCUUCAGUCGGAACUGACUUCUUCGAGGAUGGAAAGAAUGAAAAGGAUACCAAGAGUGAAGAAGAAACCGAGAAGGAAGAAGAGAAGUUGGAAAAAGAAAUUGAGGAAGACGACAAGAAAACAACCGAAGAAGGUGAUGAUGAAGAAGCCACCACAGUUGCCGAUGAUGAAGAUAAGAAUGAGGAAGAGAAGGAUGCUGAUGAAGAAGCUACAACUGAAGAAUCUGAAAAAGAUGGAGAUGACGAUGAAGACAAAGAAAAUGAUGAAGAAAAAGAUGAAGCUGCAGAUGAAGACGAAGAUGAGAAGAAAGAUGAUGAUGAAAAUAAUGAAGAUGAAGACGAAGAUGGAGAAAAGAAGGAAGGAGACGAUGAAGAAGAAGAAACUACAGCUGAAGGAGAAGAAACAACUGAAGAGAGCGAGACUGGAGAGAACAAAGAGGAAGCAGAUGAGAACGCUGAAGAUGAUGAAGAAGAAUCCGAUGAAGAAAAAGGAUUCUUCUCUGCUUUUAUCAAAGAUCAAUAUCAUUUGGCUCGAUGGGUCUUCGGAAUUACAAUUGCUUCCUGUGUCAUUCUUAUUGUUUGUACUUGCUGCUACAGACGAGGAUUGUGCUGCUGUAAGCCGAAUGAAACAAAGACAACAUCAAACGGAUGCCGUUAUACCAAUGCUAAUCGCCCUGAAUUGGCGCCUCUUACUGCUGAUCCUGAUGUGUUGCCAGUGAGUGAGAGUGAACAACGAAUGUUCAAAGAUAUUCUUAUAAGAUCUGAAUCAUUGAACCCGGCUAAGCUUGAAAUGGGUUCAACUAUAGGAAAUGGACGUUUUGGUGUUUGGAACAGAGCUCUUUUCAAUUCUUUCAAUGGUUCCGUAUUGGAUGUUGCUGUUUACACCAUAAGAAAUCCUAUGGAGUUGACUCCUACUGAUUUCCGAGCAUUAGCUUCUGCAUUGAAAGAAACUGUCGUCGUUGGCAUUCAUCCUAAUGUUUUAUCGUUGAAAGCCGCUCAUCUUGACAGAAAUGCAUUGACUCUUCUCUGGGAGCCAAUAUCUCAUCCUACCCUGCAAGGAGUUCUUCGUGAAAGCCGUUGUUCCCGUUUCGGAAGUUCACCAUACAAAGCAGCCUCCUUUCUCUCCCCUGAACGCUUACUGUCCAUUAUGAUAGGCUGCGUGACAGGAGUUGACCAUUUGUUGAAACGAAACAUCUUCCACAAUCAUUUGGCUACAGCUAAUGUUCUAGUGGCCGAGAGAGGUCAAGUGAAGAUUUCUGGCUUUGGACUGGCUGAAACAGCUGUUCUAUGCAGAGAACAUGAAGCUAGACCGAAUCCUUUACGAUGGAUGUCUCCCGAACACUUCAGAAGUGAUAGAAAACCGGCAAAAGAGAGCCAAAUAUGGUCGUUAGGAGUUCUACUCUGGGAAAUCAUUUCAUUAGGAGCAACACCAUAUGCGAAUGUCAGAACAUCUCGUGAAAUCAUAGACAGUCUACGUGAUGAGACAGCGAAACUAGCCGAAGUUCAAUAUUGUGGAACGGCUAUAAUGGAUUUAAUCUAUUCAUGCACUUCACACGAGCCAUCUGCUCGUCCUGAUCCCGACACCAUUCUUCGACGGCUAGAAUGUAUUGCCGCUGAUGCUCAGCAUCACAUCGAUUUACGAAUGAAAGAAAACUUCCCAUAUUUAGCUGUCUGUACUCAGAUUGAACAACAGAAAGUUAUUUAA
Molecule: messenger RNA, 2646 nt
Organism: Auanema sp. JU1783
Lineage: Eukaryota; Metazoa; Nematoda; Chromadorea; Rhabditida; Rhabditidae
Source: the annotation of a GenBank genome assembly